CGGUUCACCUGUAAUGUCGUCACAUCUGUCAUCUGCCAUCAGGUCGCAACACUUUCCUUGCCUAAUAUCAGUCCCUAUAAGUACUUAACUUUAAACUUAAAUAUACAAUUCUGGCCGUCGCCUUAUAUUUCCUAUAUUCCUUAUAUUCUCGAUUUCUUUCUCACACGACCGGCCCGGACGCCAUGGUCUCUCGACGGUAAACUCCGUCUUUAUUUCUAAGUCAUGGUGUCUUUUUGGCCCUGGAAGGGCGAUGUCUCUUCCCCGUCCUCUUUCGAGAAGACCCUCUCGACUCUUUCUAACAAGAUCACAACCACCCAAACCCAACUUGACCGAGCGCGAUCCCGUGCCCGUCGCAUCAAAGUUCUCUGGACUCUCUAUCUCGCUUUUGCUUACCUUGUUUACGCUGUUGUCUUAACCUUAGUGGUUGGGUGGCAGAAUCUAGGUCCGGGGGAAUGGACUGGAAUGGCCGGCGGCCCCGUGUUCAUUUAUCUCGUCAGGACCUUUACCAAUGCCUACUUCAGCUUUCGCAUCGACACACUUGAGUCUCGUCUCAAGGACCACCAAACCGAACGCUCCAGGACGAUACAAAAGCUAAAAGAUGCUACCAAAUACGACUCCACCUUGGAGUUGCUGGAGAAGUAUGGAGGUUCUGGAGAGAAGCGUGUCCAGCCUAGAAAACAGACAAUAGAAGGCGAAAACCUCGACGGCGAGCAGAGAGAGGGGAGCAAUAAGAAAUCACGACAAGGUGCAGGUUCCGAUAUUCCUAACUCGAGAGUCAACAUUCCCCUUCCGCCAACCGCCAACAUUCAAAGACCACCUCAGCCUCCGAUUCUAGGAGCCCUGGAGUCUCGCCCGGGCUCUUCUCGGAUACCCAACUAUCACGCACCACAUCCAGACCAGCAAUCUAUGGAAGAAUUCGCACCUAAUGCCGGCCCGCUUCCACCAUCGUAUUCCCAUUAUGACAUGAAUACAGGUUCGCACCACUGGUAUGACCGUAUCAUGGACCUCAUGCUCGGUGAAGAUGAGAUGGCACCCAAAAAUCGCAUCGUAUUAAUAUGUAAAAAUUGUCGCCUGGUGAACGGACAAGCUCCUCCGGGAACGCAGUCAUUGUCGGAGUUGGGCCGGUGGAAAUGUAUGUCCUGCGGAGCAUCGAAUGGAGAAAUGGAUGAAGGUAAGAAGAUCAUUCGAGAGGUUCUCAGAUCAAACGAACCAAGUACUGCACUGGGAGGUGAGGACCGCGAUAGCGAUCUAUCAAGCGACUUGGUUAAAGGCGAGAAUGACAGCGAAGAUACUGGGGAUACAGAUGGAGGGGAUGUCACGCAGCAAUCGAGCCAGAGGCAUCGCACCAAAAAAUCACAAAUGGUUCCAUAGAACUAAAUUUUCGAUGCGAUCAAAUAUAUUAUUCGUCAAUCUACCAUUCCAUACCCAUCCACCGGGUGAGGUCUCGAUACGGCAUCUCUGUAUCAGGAAGCAAGGAUAAGAAUUACAUAAUAGAAGGGUAUAUGAGUCUCUAUUCAUGUACAUAUAGGGAGCUAGAGGUCUUUGGUAUUCAAGGAGGGGGAAGGGCCGAGGGGGGAUCAUAUUGCUAAGUAAAGAAUUUAGAUAUUUGCUUUACGUGCGGCAAUGUUUGUAAGCGCUAAUGUAGUCGUAAUAUUGAUCAGGUAGUGUGAUAAUAUAACCCAGUAGCACUUGA
Daldinia decipiens is the source of this 1693-nucleotide messenger RNA. RefSeq lists its product as uncharacterized. The record is from RefSeq and is a predicted model, not a curated record. The transcript is spliced from 3 exons. NCBI's taxonomy places the organism in Eukaryota, Fungi, Ascomycota, Sordariomycetes, Xylariales, Hypoxylaceae. Bases 223 to 1371 code for a protein of 382 amino acids. Gene Ontology annotation, biological process: endoplasmic reticulum tubular network organization. Gene Ontology annotation, cellular component: endoplasmic reticulum tubular network.